CAUUUGCAAUUUUGCAUACCGAAUCCGUCGGAAAGAUUCUGGGUUAUUCAGAUAGCUAAAACAUGGAAGCCGCCGCCAAAGUAAACCUGAAACUUCUGAUAAACAAGAAUCUGAGCAAUAACUACAUUCAGCCAGACCAACACAAAGCCUUUCUGCUGAAGCCUAAAGUAGCUGUUCCUGGCCCCAAAGUCCCUCUCCUCUUGCCGGGCGUCAAGGCAUUUACUUAUAGAGAGACUGGUCUUUACUGCUCCGGGUGCUUAGGAUAUACUCGCGCCACGGCAUAUGUGUAUGAAGAGGCCGGAAGUUGUGAACCGUGUUUGGCUCACGGCAAGAUUGAAUAUUUAAAUGAGGAGGGUUACGUGAAAGGGACAGUUACAUACAUGGUGAUGGAUGAUUUGGAGGUGAAGCCCAUGUUCACCACCUCUUUUAUCUCUCUUCUUAAUGAUUUAAAUGCCAAGGAAGUUGGGUCUAUUGAGGAGAAAGUGGUUGAGUUUGGCAUGGAUGAGGGUGUGAAAUUGCUCGCGGCUUCUUUGAAAUCCAAGAGUGUUCUGACUGAUGUUUUCAUGUCGAGGCCAUCUGAAAUAAUUGAAAAUAAUGAGCUUGAGACACGAAUGGGUCGGGUCCGUUUAGUUUCGCCAGUCGCCGGCACAGCCAUCAUACCGCGUCUAAGACGACCAAAAGAAACUUGAUCGGGCCAGUCGGGCCGGGGCGGCUUACCUGAGGGGCUUCAAAGGGAAAGAUGAAGGCAGUGUUCCAUCUUUAUAUAUGCUGAUCUCUGAAUUCUAGCUGCAAUAAACUGUCUGUGAAUCAGUGUGAUUGUUCAUCCAAAAA
Molecule: messenger RNA, 831 nt
Organism: Carya illinoinensis
Lineage: Eukaryota; Viridiplantae; Streptophyta; Magnoliopsida; Fagales; Juglandaceae
Exons: 2
Coding region: 63-689 (208 amino acids)
Source: RefSeq, a predicted model, not a curated record